AUGCACUACUCUGUUUCAAAAUCUCGUCUUGCCAUCUGGCUGUUUUGGGCUUCUUCCUCCGCAGCUUGGGCACAGACAAUCCAGAACAUUCUCUGGAAUGUUCCAGAUGGAAAGCUAUCGGACUUAUCGCAGACUUUUACAGCCGGAACCACCUUACCAUUAUCAUGGAAUGCACUUGUUACAACCGCUAAUAUUGAUACAACGGAAAACCUCGUCGAUCUAUGGGCUACUUCAUAUGAUACCAACCUGAAUCCAUUUAGUCAACCUGUGACACAGAACAUUAAUUUGACCUCUCCGGGGAAUUAUGCUUGGACCAUUGCAAUUCCAGACAAGACCUUAGCCAUUAGUGCCAAAUAUGUUUUACGAUUCAAACCAGCAUCUUCGACAUACGAUAUAAAUACCGGGAAGUUGUCAAGUCCUGGAUUUAUUGUUCUAAGAGGCGCUUUGUCGACGUUCUCUACGUCAAGUUCAUCGACAUCUGCCGUAACUACGUCCAGUCCUUUGUUAUCUUCAAGUCAGUCGAGGUCAAUAGCCGGUCCAAGUACAUAUUUGCCUUCUCAGACACCUACCACAAACCAGUCUUCCACUUCUGGAGGCUUGGAUAGCGGCGCAAAGGUUGGCGUUGGUAUUGGGGUUGCAGUUGCGGUGCUUGGAAUAUUUGUAAUUAUUUACUUCUUCUUCACCCGGAGGCAAGGGAGGGACGCGACACCUACGGAAGCAAUUAUGCCAAUUGGUACACAAGAGAACUACAAGGUCGGGUAUACCACCUCUCCCGCGGAAUUGCCUGGGGCCCGGCAUGUGGCAGAGCAUGCCACAGAGCUGCCAACAUGA
Venustampulla echinocandica is the source of this 831-nucleotide messenger RNA. RefSeq lists its product as uncharacterized. The transcript is spliced from 2 exons. Bases 1 to 831 code for a protein of 276 amino acids. NCBI's taxonomy places the organism in Eukaryota, Fungi, Ascomycota, Leotiomycetes, Helotiales, Pleuroascaceae. The record is from RefSeq and is a predicted model, not a curated record.